Suricata suricatta (meerkat) is the source of this 1456-nucleotide messenger RNA. RefSeq names its product mediator of cell motility 1 (gene MEMO1). NCBI's taxonomy places the organism in Eukaryota, Metazoa, Chordata, Mammalia, Carnivora, Herpestidae. Bases 4 to 900 code for a protein of 298 amino acids. The record is from RefSeq and is a predicted model, not a curated record. The transcript has 9 exons.
GAAAUGCUGAUGGAAUUGAUACUAACUGUGAACAUUGUGAGAAACUAUUUGGAUGGACAGAAGAGUGGACCGCAGCUGAAUGCUCAGCUAGAAGGUUGGCUCUCACAAGUACAGUCUACAAAAAGACCUGCUAGAGCCAUUAUUGCACCCCAUGCAGGGUACACGUACUGUGGGUCUUGUGCUGCUCAUGCUUACAAACAAGUGGACCCAUCCAUUACCCGGAGAAUUUUCAUCCUUGGGCCUUCUCAUCAUGUGCCCCUCUCUCGAUGUGCACUUUCCAGUGUGGAUAUAUAUAGGACACCUCUGUAUGACCUUCGUAUUGACCAAAAGAUUUACGGAGAACUAUGGAAGACAGGAAUGUUUGAACGCAUGUCUCUGCAGACAGAUGAAGAUGAACACAGUAUUGAAAUGCAUUUGCCUUAUACAGCUAAAGCCAUGGAAAGCCAUAAGGAUGAGUUUACCAUUAUUCCUGUACUGGUUGGAGCUCUGAGUGAGUCAAAAGAACAGGAAUUCGGAAAACUCUUCAGUAAAUAUCUAGCGGAUCCUAGUAAUCUCUUUGUGGUUUCUUCUGAUUUCUGCCAUUGGGGUCAAAGGUUCCGUUACAGUUACUAUGAUGAAUCCCAGGGGGAGAUUUAUAGAUCCAUUGAACAUCUAGAUAAAAUGGGUAUGAGUAUUAUAGAACAAUUAGACCCCGUAUCUUUUAGCAAUUACUUGAAGAAAUACCAUAAUACUAUAUGUGGAAGACAUCCCAUUGGGGUGUUAUUAAAUGCUAUCACAGAGCUCCAGAAGAAUGGAAUGAAUAUGAGUUUUUCCUUUUUGAAUUAUGCCCAGUCAAGCCAGUGUAGAAACUGGCAAGACAGUUCAGUGAGUUAUGCAGCGGGAGCACUCACGGUCCACUGAAGCUCUGAAUCCUCAGGGAUGCCACCUGCACAUACUCAUUCUCUGUCCGGGGUCCCAGCCUAGCCCUUACCAAGAUACUGGUCCUGGUUUGGGGGGAUUCUGAAACCUCAAACUAAUAGAACUUUCUUCUCUUCUUUUCUAGUAGGUGUAGUCCUUCCUUAAUUUCAACUCAUUAAAAAAUGCUUUAUAGUUUAGGGCAGUGGAAGGAAGGCUGGCAUCAAAAUCCUUUGAUCAAAAAAGAUGGCAAUGUAAAGGCCCAGUUGUGAGAGACAAUUUUUUGAGAGUAACUUGUAAAGCAUUUACCAUAUCCUAAAUUUGCACUCUUUGCAGACUUGUGCACAUAUAUUCCGCUUUCAGAAUAGUUUUGCAAAUUGUACACAAACAAACAAAAAAAAGGGUGGAAGCUUUUUAAUAAAUUGCAUUUAUAAAUGAUCUGUAUUAGAAUAUAAUAAAUCUCCAGUUAUAGUCAAUUACUACCCGUGUUGUACAACAGAUACCUUCUAUUUUAGUUGCUAAUAAAGGGCUACACAACUCAAAAUAGUCUGAUUUAAACUUA